UAAUGAGUGGACAAGAAAAGAAAGGAUAGGCUGAUGCGAAGUUUGGCUAAGAAAUGUCGGUUGUAUACUUGUAUAAUUGUAUUUGUAUUCAUACGCUGCGUGCUUCCCUGGCCGUCCACUCUCUUCCCGUGCAGACCUGACUUCUUCGCCGGCGCCGGCAGCAAUUGGAGGCGACCCGGCGAACAUACUCGCCAGUCCACCCUCUUCCCACGGACAUCUAGCUUUCCUCCCCAGCAAACGGCAGCAGAAGAUUUCACCAACUCCCGGCGGCAGCAAUAUUAGGCAGCGACCUCCCGAACAUACUCUGUAAUAGAGUGGUCAUCGCCGUAGAAAAGACAGGCCCAUGUUUAAAACUCAUUUAUCACACUUGUCUCCAUGUUGCAGGGCCCAUAUAUAUACACUCGCUAACUCCAAAAUGGGCCAUCAAUUCACGCGAGCCCACCUGCUCCUCGUACUGAUAAUCGCAUCCGCGGUUGCCUCACGCGCUCACAAGCUCAAAUCCGCCACGUUCCUGUCGCCGGAGCUCGUCCUCGCCCCCGGCUCGGUCACCAACACGUUCCACUACAACGUCGACUUCCCGACCGGCCACAUCGGGAUCAAGAGCUUCCACGUCGAGCCCGUCGACUCCUCCGGCCGCCCGAUCCCGCUCUACGACACGUAUCUCCACCACUGGGCUCUCAACCGAUACGUAAUCCCCAAGGGUGGGAGUAAAUCGUCAUCCUCCUCCUCCGACGGCGACUCCGCCAAUUUCGUGCGCAACGACGGGAUAUGUCAGGGAAACAUUCUGGGCCAGCACUACGGCUCCGGGUCGGAGACCAGGAGGACGGCGACGUUUCUCCCCGAUCCCUACGCGAUCGAAAUCGGGAAUCCGGAGGAGGGUUUCGAGGAGAGGUGGAUGCUCGGGAUCCACGCGAUUGACACGAGAGGGGUUGUGGAUGGACAGGGAUGCAGGGAGUGUUUUUGUGAAUUGUACAAUGUGACCAUCGGCGGUGGGUACGAUGGUGGAUUGAAGUGCUGUGAGGACGGCGAUCAGUGUAGGGUGAAAUUAGGGUUUCAGGGUAGGAAAAGGAGCGUGUAUUUGAGGUAUACUGUGAAAUGGGUUGAUUGGGUGGAUGGUGAGUUUCUCCCUGUGAAGGUGUUCAUCGCUGAUGUUACUGAUACAGGGGAGAGGGAUAUGACUGAAACUACUGGCUGCCAGGAUUGGUGGUUGCAGGUUGAGUAUGAGGUUGAGCCGUGUAGUAAUGGUGAUGAUGAUUGGUGCGUUGAUGUGAAGAGAUUAAAUUUCACUCUGCCAGCGUCUGGUUAUGUCGUCUAUGGUGUCGGCCACCAGCAUUCUGGAGCAUUGGGUCAAGCUGUCUAUCGCCAGAAUGGAGAAGUGAUAUGCAAGUCAGUCCCGAUCUACGGAACAGGGCACGAGGCUGGAAACGAGGCCGGCUUCGUGGUAGGGAUGAGCACCUGCUACCCUGAACCAGGGUCAGUGAACGUAACGGCUGGCGAACAGCUCAUUCUGGAAACUAACUAUUCAAGUAGCGGGGCAAGGGGUCACUUUGGAGUUAUGGGCCUCUUCCACAUCUUCAUUGCUGACCAACUACCACAACCACCAAAACCAACCAUGGCUACUACCUUCCUCCACCGUUCGAUUUCUGCAGCUCAUGUGUUGAGUGGAUUUAGUGCUGAGUCCUGGACAAUCCUUGCUGUGUCAGGAUUAGCGGCGCUUCUUGUUGGUGUCGUUGGCUUCAGCAUCUGGGUGAAGAAGCAGAGGGGGGCGGAAGAUGGCUACCAAGUCAUAAUGGCAUGAGCUUAGUAUGAUAGUCUUUGUUUCAGUUUUCUGCUGUAGUGUCCAAAUAAAAUGAAAUCAGGCGUCUAGAAACAUGUUUAGUUAAGUUGUAAGUUUACGUGGAUCUUGUGGCAAUAGAUUGCGACAACCCAGACCCGAUUCAAGAAAACUCGAAAUGUUGGCUUCGACGAAUUUUUUGGAGUCUGGUUGUGUGCCUUCUCCUCGAUAAUGAAAUGUUCAAUCGAUUUCCAGCCUUCCAAGCUUCAAUCCUCUGUUGUUGAAACUUGAAACCCACGAUAUAAAAACCUUUUUGAUUUGUCAAUCAA
Messenger RNA from Linum tenue, 2103 nucleotides. Lineage: Eukaryota; Viridiplantae; Streptophyta; Magnoliopsida; Malpighiales; Linaceae. The record is from the annotation of a GenBank genome assembly.